GAGCGCUGAGGCGGGCGGAGCGCUGAGGGCGCCGGGCGCCAUGGCGGGCCCGCUGCUGCAGGGCUGUGGGAUGGCGGCGGCCUUGCGGAGCCGCGCUGCUCUCCGCCCGCUGGGGCUGCUGGUCCCGCCGAGCCGCGGGGUGGCCGGGCCGGGGCCGGGGCACGGGGAGGCGGCGCUGGAGGAGAAUCCCUUCUACGGGAAGUACCGACACAAGAUCCAGGAGCUGCAGAGAUCCAGUCCAGAUGUGUUUGAAUCCCGUAUGGAAAAAAGAACUGAAGCGAAAAAGCAGCCUGUGGGAUACUCCAAGCAAGGAGAAUUUAUCAGAUGCAUGGAGGAAAAGGCAAAAGGCUUGGGCUCAAAGACAUCUAAGGGAGGAUUCACAAAAGACAAGACACUCGAUUCAAUUCUGAAUGUCGAGAUGGUGAAAGAAAAGUCAGCAGAGGAGAUAAAACAGAUUUGGAAUCAGUAUUUUUCUGCAAAAGAUACGGUUUAUGCUGUUAUUCCUGCAGAGAAGUUUGAUUUAAUAUGGAAGAGAGCCCAGAAGUGUCCAUCGUUUCUAUAUGCUUUGCCAAGAAAAGAAGGCUACGAGUUCUUUGUGGGGCAGUGGUCAGGAACAGAAUUGCACUUCACUUCCCUAAUAAACAUUCAGACGCAAGGCGAAACUGCCCCUAGCCAGUUGGUCCUGUACCAUUUUCCUGAUCUACAGAAGGAAAAAGGGAUAGUCUUAAUGACAGCAGAAAUGGACUCCAAGUUCUUGGUGGUGCACGAGGCACAGUGCUUGGCAAAUCAGGUGCAGCUUUUCUAUGCAACGGAUCGUUCCGAGACCUACAAACUAGUGGAGACCUUCAACCACAGAUCUACUGAAUUUAAAUAUAUGUCAGUUAUAGCAGAGCUUGAGCAAAGCGGGCUUGGAAGAGAACUGAGACUUGGUUAGGUUUCUGAUAAGUCAUAGAGCUAACCUGCAGGUGAAGCGAGCCAGCAGCAGUGAGGGUUCCCUACAUGGGGUGGUCCUGUCCCUUCUGGUUUACAGAUUUGGUUUGGCUACAGAAAGGAUAUGGAGACAUCCUGAGAGUGUCAAGCCUGUCUGGCACUCAUGCAAGAUGAGGACUUGGGCCAUUUGAAUAACAGUAAUUGCCAAAAUGGAGCCUUGUAACUUCAUCAGAACAAGCCAUUUUCCCGUCCUCUGACUUACUGCUGCAUGCUGUAUGUUUGAAAUCUGAAGUAAAGUGACAGAAGGGGAGCUGUGUAAUGGACUACACUGACAUCAGGAGAGAGCCAACAACCAAUGUUUCUUCUCAGUAAAUGCAUUUUAAAUGCCCUCUGCCAUUAUAAUUGCAUGGUCCAGUGCUUUUUAAUCUGUGUGGAAUUUAUACAGGCUUGUCCGUCAAGAAAAGAGAGUAGGACUGAUGGUCCAACACAAAUGCCUCUUUGUUGGUUUGUGAAGUUCCUUACACAGAUGUGUACUGUGGCCUGUGUUCUUCUCAGGAUUAAAAAAUAGAGUGACUAGAU
Strigops habroptila (Kakapo) is the source of this 1509-nucleotide messenger RNA. RefSeq names its product ATP synthase mitochondrial F1 complex assembly factor 1 (gene ATPAF1). Gene Ontology annotation, cellular component: mitochondrion. The transcript is spliced from 9 exons. The record is from RefSeq and is a predicted model, not a curated record. NCBI's taxonomy places the organism in Eukaryota, Metazoa, Chordata, Aves, Psittaciformes, Psittacidae. The coding region runs from base 41 to 934 and encodes 297 amino acids. Gene Ontology annotation, biological process: mitochondrial proton-transporting ATP synthase complex assembly.